UUUUCAUCAUUCAAACACCAAAUAUUCCUCGGACACUCUCACUUUUUUUUCAUCUCGGUUUCUUGCUCUCUUUUUAUUUAUCUUAUUCUUCAAUAUUAGCUACAAUGUAUCAAGCAGCAGAGUCAUCUUGGGCUGGAAAUUACCACAACAACAUAGCAACAAGGCGUGGAUCGUCAUCGUCGUCAGACCCGUUGGAGAGGGUUGUGAGGCUGGCGUCAGGAAGCGCGGUGGUGAUAUUCAGCGUGAGCACAUGUUGCAUGUGUCAUGCAGUGAAGAGGCUGUUUUGUGGAAUGGGAGUGCACCCUACGGUGUACGAAUUGGACCAAGACCCCAAAGGCAACGAAAUGGAGAGAGCACUCUCUAGGCUUUUAGGCAACGCUCCUGCAGUCCCUGUUGUCUUCAUUGGUGGAAAACUAAUUGGAGCAAUGGAUAGAGUUAUGGCUUCUCAUAUUAAUGGCACUCUUGUCCCACUUCUCAAGGAAGCCGGUGCUCUCUGGCUUUGAUUUGACCAAAAAAUAGCAGGAUUAGGUUGAUGGAUGGAUUAUUCCUCCAUUUUUUAUUUUUGGUUUCCUUAAUUAAUGUGCUUUAAGUUUUGUAGCUAAGUAUGUUAUAGUUGAUAUAAUGCGUCAAUUUAGCUAGUAACUGUUUAAUUUCAUGGCAACCUUGUAGUUGAUGCGCUGAUGCAUGUAUUUCAUGAUUAGCUAUCUCUUGUUGUAGAUAUAAUCCAGAA
Messenger RNA from Nicotiana tabacum (common tobacco), 730 nucleotides. RefSeq names its product glutaredoxin-C1-like. The record is from RefSeq and is a predicted model, not a curated record. Lineage: Eukaryota; Viridiplantae; Streptophyta; Magnoliopsida; Solanales; Solanaceae.